Messenger RNA from Drosophila subobscura, 1685 nucleotides. It is a transcript of the gene gbb, whose product is annotated as protein 60A. Bases 183 to 1562 code for a protein of 459 amino acids. Lineage: Eukaryota; Metazoa; Arthropoda; Insecta; Diptera; Drosophilidae. The transcript has a single exon. The record is from RefSeq and is a predicted model, not a curated record. Gene Ontology annotation, cellular component: extracellular region. Gene Ontology annotation, biological process: SMAD protein signal transduction; BMP signaling pathway. Gene Ontology annotation, molecular function: growth factor activity; cytokine activity.
AUCUUCAAGAUUAAGAUACACAAAAUCUGAAUCUGUAUACAAAGUGCGUCAGAAUUUUCCACGAGAAUAUUCUGGUCAUUAAAAAACGAUUAAAAAGCAAUAAAUGUCUAUGGCCAACUAAAUGCCAACGUGCAGAAGAUAGCUCCCGUACACAAAACCAAUUACUGUGAUCCUUCCGGAGCAUGAGCAUCAUGUUUUCGAGUGUGCGGAAUACUUCGGAAGCUGUGGCGGCGCUCGCCUCGCUGGCUCUGGGACUGGUUCUGCUUAUAUUCGUAUCUACAACGCCAACUGUGAUUGAUGCCACCCAGUCAGGGAUCUACAUAGACAAUGGCAAAGAUCAGACGGUCAUGCACCGCGUGCUCAGCGACGACGACAAGCUGGAUGUUUCGUACGAGAUACUAGAGUUCCUGGGCAUAGCCGAGCGCCCCUCCCACCACAGUAGCCAUCAGUUGUCCUUGAGAAAGUCGGCACCGAAAUUUCUGCUGGACGUUUACCACCGCAUCACGGAGGAGGAAGGUCUGGGCGGUGGCAAUACCGAGGAAACUGAGCGUAGCCACCGCUCAAAGCGAAACGCCGAACUGAUGGCCGAUGAAAGGAUUGGAGAUGGCGAAGAAAACUUCAUAACGGAUCUGGACAAGCGCGCCAUUGAUGAGAGCGACAUUAUAAUGACUUUCCUGAACAAACGAAAUCACAACGUGGAGGAGUUGCGCCACGAACACGGCCGCCGGCUGUGGUUCGACGUCUCCAAGGUGCCGAGCGACAACUAUCUGGUGAUGGCAGAGCUGCGCAUCUACCAAAACUCCAACGAAGGCAAAUGGCUGACAGCAAACAAGCAAUUCACGAUCACCGUCUACUCCAUGGGACUGGAUGAGUCGGGUCAGAAUACGAUGGAAGCGCUGUCCUCGGUGAACACCACUGGCGACUAUGUCGGCUGGCUGGAGAUGAACGUGACUGAGGGUCUGCACGAGUGGUUGAUCCAUUCCAAGGAGAACCACGGCAUUUACAUUGGAGCGCACGCAGUCAAUCGGCCGGAUAGAGAAGUCAAACUGGACGACAUUGGACUGAUCCACCGCAAGGUGGACGACGAAUAUCAGCCAUUUAUGAUUGGAUUCUUCAGGGGGCCCGAGCUGAUCAAGACAACUUCGCACAGCAGCCACCACAGAAGCAAGCGGAGCACGCUGCAUCAGCGCAAGAAAAAGAAGUCGGUGCCGGUGCAUCCGUUCUUGGAUGUGCCCAUCGAGAAUACACGCAGCUGCCAGAUGCAAACGCUCUACAUUGACUUUAAGGAUUUGGGCUGGCACGACUGGAUAAUCGCCCCCGAGGGCUAUGGGGCGUUCUAUUGCAGCGGCGAAUGCAAUUUCCCGCUCAAUGCGCACAUGAAUGCCACCAAUCAUGCCAUUGUGCAAACAUUGGUGCAUCUGCUGGAGCCCAAGAAGGUGCCAAAGCCGUGCUGUGCACCGACGCGACUGGGCGCACUGCCUGUGCUGUAUCAUCUCAAUGAUGAGAAUGUCAACCUGAAGAAGUAUAGAAAUAUGAUUGUGAAAUCCUGCGGGUGCCAUUGAAUCCAAUUUAUAAACUAAUCUAAGCAUUUUAAAGCAUUUCUGUGUACAUGUACCGUCUCGUCUCUGUACUAAUCUCGAAUAUUUUUAUAGAAAUAUUAAAAGCAGUGCCUAACCAAGAGAAAA